Molecule: messenger RNA, 534 nt
Organism: Saccharomycodes ludwigii
Lineage: Eukaryota; Fungi; Ascomycota; Saccharomycetes; Saccharomycodales; Saccharomycodaceae
Gene: UPS1
Product: Ups1p
Exons: 1
Coding region: 1-534 (177 amino acids)
Biological process (GO): phospholipid transport
Cellular component (GO): mitochondrial intermembrane space
Molecular function (GO): phosphatidic acid transfer activity
Source: RefSeq, a predicted model, not a curated record
AUGGUUUUGUGGAAUAGAAGUCAACAUAUUUUUAAUACAGAUUUUAAAACAGUUUCACUAGCAUUUUUUAAUAGGUAUCCUAAUCCAUACGCACAUCACGUACUUUCCAUAGAUACAUUAUCAAGAGAAAUAGAUCCAACAACAGGAGAACUAGUAACAACCAGAAUAAUUAAAAAAGCAGGGAAGUUGCCUGAGUGGAUCAAACCAUUUUUGGGGAAAAUAUCUGAAAGUUGGAUUAUCGAGAUUAGUAAAAUUGAUAAAGAAAAUUUACUUUUAACCACCUACACUAAAAAUUUAGAUCAUACUAAAAUUAUAAAAGUAGAAGAAUACACCACCUACAAAUAUGAUAAUAAAAUAAACCAAACUUUGGUGGAGAGCAAUGUUAAAUUCAGUAGUGGAUUUGGAAGGAUGAAUACUUUUAGAAAUAGAAUUGAACAAUGGAGUCAUGAAAAGUUUACUGAAAAUAUCAAAAAAAGCAGAUUAGGUAUGAAAUUUGUUAUUGAUCAAUAUUUAAUAAAGUCAAACUUAAACUGA